Messenger RNA from Fonsecaea pedrosoi CBS 271.37, 264 nucleotides. RefSeq lists its product as uncharacterized. The record is from RefSeq and is a predicted model, not a curated record. The transcript has 3 exons. Lineage: Eukaryota; Fungi; Ascomycota; Eurotiomycetes; Chaetothyriales; Herpotrichiellaceae. The coding region runs from base 1 to 264 and encodes 87 amino acids.
AUGUUCCAGAGCACCUCAGCGCUUGCACUGGACCGAAAUAAUGACAGCCCGGUCGGCGUCCACGUCCCAGACCACAGCCUCAGCCCGAUCCCAAUCAAAAGUGACAACGAAGGCAGCGCCAUCUGCAAUCAAUGCACCAACGAUCCAGUGAUAUGUUGUCCUGUCGAAUGUCAGAGCGACGGUAUCUGUCCGAGAAUCGCGGUUAAGAAUGCAAAUUGGCUUAUCGACGGCAGGAAGAUCACCAGUAACUCGAAGAAGCAUUGA